This is a messenger RNA of Anoplopoma fimbria (sablefish), 2040 nucleotides long. Its product is annotated as muscarinic acetylcholine receptor M1-like. Gene Ontology annotation, biological process: adenylate cyclase-activating adrenergic receptor signaling pathway. Gene Ontology annotation, cellular component: plasma membrane. Gene Ontology annotation, molecular function: G protein-coupled acetylcholine receptor activity. The coding region runs from base 1 to 2040 and encodes 679 amino acids. The record is from RefSeq and is a predicted model, not a curated record. The transcript has 6 exons. NCBI's taxonomy places the organism in Eukaryota, Metazoa, Chordata, Actinopteri, Perciformes, Anoplopomatidae.
AUGCUACUCAAAGGUCUCCGUAAAGCUGAACCACACCAUACGCCUAAAUGUCUGCCCCUCACCUCGGACAUCCUUACCGCUUUCUUCAGCUUCCUGCGCUGCUCAGAGGUCACUGCUUCGAACUCCUAUCACCAUCCAUCACGACAUGCCACCAUGUUCGACCUCUCCAUCCACCCUCCAGACACCAUCAUCUACCACCUCAAACGCAGCAAGACCAACCAAUGUCCAUUGGUCAUCAUGAACCUGACCUCCAACUCUGAUUCUAUCCACUUCCUCACCAACAGUUCUCCUGGUAUGAAAGACCAGCCUGAUACCACCAUCAUAGAUGAGCAUGCUGUCUUCGGUGGCUCUUACCAGGAGUUGGCCAUAAUAUCUGACAGUGUUGGUGGGUGGAAGCAGUAUAAUGUCAGUCAUAUCUCAAGGCAAGGAGGAAAUGUCACUGAAUCAUCAGUUAACAGGACAUUAAUGCUGCCAGCAGAGGAUUUUGACCCAUUAGGAGGACAUACUAUCUUGCAGGUCAUCAUAAUUGUCUUCCUCACUGGAUCCCUUUCUCUUGUCACUGUUGUUGGGAACAUCCUAGUGUUGGUGUCAUUCAAGAUCAAUAAGGCACUGAAGACAGUGAACAACUACUACCUGCUUAGCCUAGCAUUUGCUGACCUUACCAUUGGCACACUGUCAAUGAACCUGUAUACCACCUACAUCAUCAUGGACCAGUGGGCUCUGGGACCAGUGGUCUGUGACUUAUGGCUUGCAAUAGACUAUGUGGCCAGUAACGCCUCGGUCAUGAACCUGCUUGUUAUCAGCUUUGACAGGUAUUUCUCUGUUACCAGACCUUUGACAUACCGGGCCAAGCGUACAACCAAGCGAGCUAUGACCAUGAUUGGAUUAGCCUGGUCAAUCUCUUUCAUUCUGUGGGCCCCAGCCAUUCUGUUCUGGCAGUACAUUGUUGGUGAACGGACAGUCCAGCCCAAUGAGUGCUACAUCCAGUUCCUGUCCGAGCCCAUCAUUACAUUCUCCACUGCUGUCGCUGCAUUCUACUUGCCUGUAACUAUUAUGUCAUUCCUGUUUUGGAAGAUCUAUCAGGAGACAGAGAAACGUGCUAAAGAUAUACAAGGUCUCAAGGGAUUUGGGUCAGGCAACAGCCAAAGCCAAGCUCAGAAUCAAGGGAGUGGUAAAGGAAGAGCUGGUGGAGAAGGUGCAACUAACAGCCCAAAGGAUUCAUCAGCCAUAAGCUCUCAAAGUUGCAGCAGCUAUGAACUAAAUCAGCUUGCGUCAGAGAAGAACAACAAGGACAAUGCCAGCAUACCAGGAAGAACGGGAAGCAAGGCGAGGUGUUGCGCAUUCUGCAUUCAGUUUCCAUCAUUGCUGCCAGGUCACCAUGCAUCCAAGAAGUCCGUCAACACCACAACAACUACAGUUGGUGAAGCAGAGCAGAGCAGCUGUGACAGCUUUAACAACAAUGAAGUCGGGGACCAGUCAGGUUCAGAGGACGAAGGUGACAGUGCAGACCCAUCAAGGCCUCCAUCAGAUGGCAAGAAAUCUAGAAAGGUGAAAAACAGCAAAGACAAACAAUCCAACAAAAGUCUAAAAGGGUCACAAUCAAACCCUGUCACCUCAUCACCCACUGACCAAUUGCCAGCAGCCAUCACCAUUAAAGAUGCAGCUAUGGCAAAACGCUUUGCCUCUAAGGCCAAGACAGAGAUCAACAAGCGCAAGAAUGAAAAAAAGGCAAAUGAGAAGAAAGCAGCACGGACACUCAGUGCUAUCCUCUUCGUCUUCAUCACAACAUGGUUACCAUACAAUAUCAUGGUGUUGGUCAACACCUUCUGUCAGGACUGUAUUCCAGAAACUCUUUGGGCACUGGGCUACUGGUUGUGUUAUGUUAACAGCACAAUCAACCCCAUGUGCUAUGCCCUUUGCAACAAGACCUUCCGAACAACUUUCAGGGAUAUUUUGAUGUGCCAGUGGAAUCAAAAGAAAAACAAGCCUAAUUUUCAUCAGAGGAACGCUGUGGCUUUCAAGAAAAAAGACCCAAUGUAG